Annulohypoxylon maeteangense is the source of this 987-nucleotide messenger RNA. RefSeq lists its product as uncharacterized. The transcript is spliced from 2 exons. The coding region runs from base 1 to 987 and encodes 328 amino acids. Lineage: Eukaryota; Fungi; Ascomycota; Sordariomycetes; Xylariales; Hypoxylaceae. The record is from RefSeq and is a predicted model, not a curated record.
AUGAGCACUUCGUCCACGUCUUCAUCUUCUGUCUUGCAGACUCCAACUUUAGCGACCCCGUUCAGCCCCGAGCCAUUCUGUACGCAAGAUAUAUACUAUGUCGUCCACCAAGAAAUGCAUUGCCACUACAGCAACGGAUCAACGGUCGCCUGUCGCCAGUUCCAUCUCGGCCCGACGACAAGCACAGCGGCAUGUUUUCCCACGUCCUGGAGUCCGAGUAAGGGCGCAUUUAUAUCGCCGGGUGGGUGUCCUUUUGGGUAUACAAUUGCGUGCUCCGAUACAAAAGAGCUCGAAAAGACAGCGACGUGCUGCCCUAGCGGAUAUAGCUGCCAAGCCCAAACCAAAGGCUUCUCUUGGAUCACGACAGACCUGUGCCGCCAGAGUAUGGCACGUUCGAUCAUAUAUCAAUACACCACAAGUUCUCCAGGCAGAGGCCCGCUGACCACAUCGACGGCCGGAGGGAACACCCUCAAUGCUUAUGGCAUCGCUAUCAGAUGGCGUAUGGCCGACCUUGUAAGCGAGACCCAGCGCUCAAUCGAAACUAAAUCCACGAUCCCGACCCCAAUCCCGAUUAUAGGCACAAUUGAAACUAGCAUCCAGAUCAUGACUAGCCUCGGGAUCACGACAAGCCAUGAGAGCACGCCUAGAACUACGACUACGAUGUCGUCAGCUAUUACGUCGACAACUGUGAGCCCGAGCUUCAACAAUCUUCCGCCAACCGCAAAAAUAGGAAUUGGGGCCGGCGCCGCCGUAGCUGGUAUCCUAGCAAUCGCAGGAGGAUUUCUUCUUUGGAAAUAUUGGCCAACGAGACGUCCCAAAGGAGGGCGUGCAAUCAUACACGAACUACAGCCAGCCGAGGACUCUCAGCCUAUGCGUCGGCCUGCGAGGGAACUGUCGGAACUUACUGGCAAUAAUGGGCUAAAUACAUUUGGACCAAUAUCGGCUUCAAGCUGCCACAGGGGACCGGUCGAGUUACCAGAUCGAUAA